GACGACGUGGUGAUGGGGACUCUGACGGUCAGAGAGAACUUCAGCUUCUCGGCGGCGCUGCGACUCCCAGAGUCCGUCUCCCAGCAGGAGAAGGAGAAGAAAGUGAACCGGCUGAUCCAGGAGCUGGGACUGAACCGGGUGGCCGACUCCAAGGUGGGCACUCAGCUGAUUCGAGGGAUCUCUGGCGGCGAGAGGAAGAGGACGAACAUCGGCAUGGAGCUCAUCAUCGACCCGUCCGUCCUCUUCCUGGACGAACCAACCACGGGGCUCGAUGCUAGCACGGCUAACUCUGUCCUGCUGCUGCUAAAGAGGAUGGCGAACAACGGGCGCACCAUCAUCCUGUCCAUCCAUCAGCCCCGAUACUCCAUCUACCGUCUGUUCGACAGCCUCACGCUGCUCGUCAACGGCAAACAGGUUUACCACGCCCCGGCUCACAGCGCUCUGGAUUAUUUCUCAGACAUCGGAUACACCUGUGAGCCCCACAAUAACCCUGCUGACUUCUUCCUGGACAUCAUUAACGGAGACUCGACCGCUGUCGCUCUCAGCGGGAAGGAGAACGAAGAUCCAGAGUCGGACUCUGUGGUGACGUCCAGACGAGGGAUCGAGGACAAACUGGUGGAAGAGUACAGAAACAGUCGUUACUUCCAGCAGACCAAAGCAGAGAUGGAAAGGAUUGUUCAGGGCCGACAGGUGACGACCAAGACUCCCUCCAGAACCAUCACCUACAACACCAGCUUCAUGACGCAGUUCAGAUGGGUGCUCAAGAGAACGUUCAAGAACCUCAUGCUCAACCCUCAGACAUCGGUCGCUCAGAUUGCAGUGACGUUGUUUCUCGCUCUGGUCGUUGGAGCCAUCUUCUUCAACGUCCAGGAUAAUCAGAGUGGAAUGCAGAACAGGUUUGGCGCUCUCUUCUUCAUCGUCGUGAAUCAGUGUUUCAGCUCCCUGUCGUCCGCUGAACUCUUCAUCGCAGAGCGGAAACUCUUCAUUCACGAGUAUAUCAGCGGUUACUACAGAGUGUCGGUGUACUUCCUGUCUAAGAUCCUGUCCGACAUCCUCACGCUGAGGACCAUACCCGCCAUGGUCUUCAGCUGCGUGGCAUACUUCAUGAUUGGUCUGAAGCCGACAGUUGACGCCUUCUUCCUCUUCAUGUUCUCCGUGACUCUGGUUGCCUACACUGCCACCUCCAUGGCUCUGGCCAUCUCAGCCGACCAGACGGUGGUGGCCAUUGCCAACAUCUUCAUGACCAUCGCCUGCGUCUUCAUGAUGAUCUUUGCAGGUUUGCUCGUCAAUCUUCCGUCCAUCGUCUGCUGGCUCGCAUGGUUGAAAUACUUAAGUAUACCACGCUACGGACUGGGCGCUCUGCAGAUUAACGAGUUCAGGGGGCUGCAGUUCUGCAAAAACCUCAACCACACCCUCAUCCGGCCUGGACUUGCGUGUACGGGCGAGGAGUUUCUGGAUCAGCAGGGCGUCGAUUACUCCACCUGGGGCUUCUGGCAGAAUCACAUGGCUCUGAUCAUCAUGACUGUCUGCUUCCUCACCAUCGCUUACCUCAAACUGCGCUUUAUCAGGAAGUUCACUUAGACCUUCAUCGUGACCACCAUCAUCAUCAUCAUAGAAACCAGCAUCCUCGUCUCUGAUUGGAUACCAUCCAACACUUCUGUGCAGCUGGGAGUUCAGUGUUUGUACAUGUGAAUAUAAUUGUUCCUGCUGAUUGUUUGUUCCUGUUCAUUUACGUUUCAACACAUAAGCUCUGAGUUCUCCAAGAUUAACGUGUGAUGUCAUGUUUGCACUUUAAAGUCUGAAGCCAAAGAAGUAAUUAUUUUUCACCAAAAUAAAGAAAAACUUGUUAUUAUGAAGUUUUUAAUAAGAAUAAAAGUACCAAAUUUGAAUUCUGA
Molecule: messenger RNA, 1895 nt
Organism: Labrus bergylta (ballan wrasse)
Lineage: Eukaryota; Metazoa; Chordata; Actinopteri; Labriformes; Labridae
Source: RefSeq, a predicted model, not a curated record